CCACUUCCCUGCAUAAAUUUGGACAUAUCUACAAAAUUGGCAAUUCUGAAAAAGUCGAGUUAGAAUACUUCACAUUAUUGGCAAUACACAUGACGUCAUAACUUGUGUUAACCUGGGUUAUGUUAAACAAUGUCAAGAAAUUAAGGUUAUUAACAUCAUUGUGACAUUAUAAUUGUCAAAAUUUAAGAUGUAAACAAACCAAUUUUGUUAAAAAAGCUAAAACCUCCCAACGAGAAUGUUUCCGGAACUUCCUCCUCUUUAUUGGUACCUCGCAUUAGCCCGAAUUAUUUUAGUUUUAAUUCCACAAUUCGGUUACAUCCACCCUGAUGAAUUUUUUCAAACAAUUGAAGUGCAAGCUGGCAAAGCUUUCCACGUCGAAAACAACAUUCCAUGGGAAUUUAAUGCCACAUUCCCAGUCCGAAGCGUGACAAUCCCCUAUUUUACCAUAGGCAUGGUUUACAAGUUAGCCAACAUUGUAGAAUAUUUCCUAAAACAAUACUCAACACUGUCCAUAAUUACGCCCUAUUUAGUCGUAGUAGGUCCUCGGCUAUUAAUGUGCACUUUAUCAUUUCUAGUUGACACAAUACUAUACAAAAUUUGCAUCAACAACAAUGAAAAGUACAAAAACAGACUUGUUAUAUUAGCAAGUUCUUACGUAAUUAUAGUUUACGGCACUAGAACUUUUUCAAACACUUUCGAACUUGUACUAUUUGCACUUCUUCAAUACUACGUGUGUGAAAGUCUAGUUUUUUCAAAUACUCUAAUCAAAAAACGAGAAUACUUGAAUUACAGAUAUGAGACUAGUAGGACAGUUGUCGAAAAAGCAAAGUUUCAUAAACUAAAAUUAUUAUUAACGUCGGAUUCUUUGCGUAAUUGUUUGCAAAUUAGUGUUAUUACAGUUUUAGGGUUCUUCAACCGUCCCACUUUCCUCGCAUUUGCGAUGUUUCCGGUGUUUUUUUGGCUCUAUAGAGGCCUUGGUAACAAAUUGGUAGCCCCCAUGAAUUACCAUUUAAGGAUAUUAGCCCUGAUUGUGUGCUCAAUUCCGACGAUUUUCUUCAGUGUUAUAAUCGACUCGUUUUACUACGGGUAUAUAACCUGGGGAGAAGUUGGGGUUUUACACGUGACAAUCAAUAAUUUCGUUUUCACCCCUUUAAACUUCAUUUUAUACAAUAUAGACUCGAAUAAUUUAGCUAAACACGGGCUACAUCCACGAUUUUUACACCUACUUGUAAACAUGCCUUUACUUUUCAAUUUACUCGCAUUAUUCGCAUACUUGAAUUUUUGCCAAGCCGCAUACAAUUUUGUGAUUGGUCGACAUCAAUUGUUACCAACUGUGCGGAGUAUAAAAGGGCUUAUGAUGUUGUCAUAUUUGGGCCCUUUGGCAAUUCUAUCGAUAUUCCCCCACCAGGAACCACGAUUUUUGAUCCCGUUAAUACUCCCACUGGUUUAUUUAUGUAGCAAUAGUGUGUUUCCCGAAUGUGAUAACGUUUUAAUCAAAGCAACAACGAUGAAAAAAGCCACGAUUGGAGUGGCCAAAACAAAUACUUUCAUCAAGUUAUGGAUUAUUCUCAAUUUAGUUUUAGUUAUUUUUUUUGGCUUUUUACACCAAGGAGGAGUUUACCAAUCUGCUGAUUUUUUAUACAAAAAUAUGAAACGUGAUUCAAGAACUGAGUAUUAUGUUGUUACGAGUCAUAUUUAUUCGUUGCCGAAGAGUUUAGUUUUGCAAAAGUCGAGUGAUUUGUUGCAUUAUACUAAACAUACGAAAUAUACAGUGAGUAGGAGGUUUUUUCUCUAUGAGAAAGGAUCGUCCGACUUGGAUUUAGUCGUUAAAGAUCUGGAAAUCUUACAUAAAAAGCUGCAAGAUUAUAGAAAGAACUUCAAAAGUAAAAAAUACAAAUUGAUUUUAAUUAUUCCAAGUAGUUUGGAAGACCAUUUAACUUAUUCAAAUAGUCGACUCGAAUUUAAACUCGUUAAAACUUUUUAUCCACAUAUCAGUACUGAAGCGUUUCCGGAUUUAGCACAGGACUUGCUUUAUUUUUACUCGAAUUUCAGAGUGCAAAAUUUUUAUAGUUCUCUGACACAUUGUUUGAGCAAGUGUGUUUAUUCUUUUGGUCUUAGUUUAUACGAAAUUCAAUUGUGAAAAGCGUUGAUUCUGAUUUGAUUAAAAAAAUUGUCUAUUAGGAGUUUUAAUUAUUAUUUGUAUGCAUUUUAUUAUGUUCUGUCUAUUAAAAUAUAUGAUCUGAAUUGCAAA
Tribolium madens (black flour beetle) is the source of this 2251-nucleotide messenger RNA. It is a transcript of the gene PIG-Z, whose product is annotated as GPI mannosyltransferase 4. The coding region runs from base 236 to 2140 and encodes 634 amino acids. Gene Ontology annotation, cellular component: endoplasmic reticulum membrane. Gene Ontology annotation, molecular function: alpha-1,2-mannosyltransferase activity. Lineage: Eukaryota; Metazoa; Arthropoda; Insecta; Coleoptera; Tenebrionidae. Gene Ontology annotation, biological process: GPI anchor biosynthetic process. The transcript is spliced from 5 exons. The record is from RefSeq and is a predicted model, not a curated record.